Laccaria bicolor S238N-H82 is the source of this 1467-nucleotide messenger RNA. Its product is annotated as iron-containing alcohol dehydrogenase 1. The transcript has 13 exons. NCBI's taxonomy places the organism in Eukaryota, Fungi, Basidiomycota, Agaricomycetes, Agaricales, Hydnangiaceae. Bases 1 to 1467 code for a protein of 488 amino acids. Gene Ontology annotation, cellular component: mitochondrion. Gene Ontology annotation, molecular function: alcohol dehydrogenase (NAD+) activity; metal ion binding. The record is from RefSeq and is a predicted model, not a curated record.
AUGGCUGCCUCUAGGUCUUCUAUUGCUCGUCUUAUAAACGCAUCUCAGCAUACUGCUUGUCCUUGCCAUGGCUAUAGUCCGGUACUAGCUCACUCCCACUUACAGACCAUCAGAAGUUUCGCGACUCCUGUUCAGCGUGUGGAGAAAGAGUACGCCUUUGAGGUUGCGGCAUCAAAUUUGAGAUUUGGGGAUGGCGUCACCGCGGAGGUCGGUAUGGACUUGAAGAACAUGAACCCCCGCAAGGUCGGCGUGUUCACCGAUCCCACCGUUGCAAAACUUCUCCCAAUGAAGACCACUUUAGAUGCACUUGAGGCGCAAACCGACCUUCCUUUCGAGGUAUUUGACCAGGUCGUCGCGGAACCAACGGAGGAUAGCUGGCGAAAGGCCAUUUCGUGGGCACGGGAGCAUGACUUUAGUCACUUCCUGGCAGUUGGGGGUGGAAGCGUCAUUGAUACAGCGAAAGCCGCAAACCUAUUUACUGUCUACAAGGAUUCGGAUCUUAUGGAUUUCAUCAACGCACCCAUUGGCAGAGGAUUACCUAUUACCGAGAAGCUCCGUCCCCUGAUUGCUAUCCCCACGACGGCGGGAACUGGUUCGGAAACUACAGGAACAGCAAUUUUAGACAUCACUUCUCGCGCGUUCAAGACCGGUAUCGCUAACCGUGCCUUAAAGCCGGUCCUUGGAAUUGUGGAUACCUACAAUACUGAGUCCUGUCCAACGGCGGUUCACAUAAGCGCAGGGCUUGACGUUCUGUUCCACAGCCUUGAGAGUUACACUGCUAUUCCCUACACGGAACGCACGCCACGUCCAUCUAAUCCCAUCCUACGACCUGCUUAUCAAGGAAGCAAUCCUGUUGCAGACAUAUUUUCUUUAUGGGCUCUUGAAACUACUGUCAAGCAUCUCCCACGGAUCGCUAAAAACCGUGAUGAUCAUGAAGCCCGUCGGCAAAUGCUGCUCGCAUCAUCAUUUGCCGGGAUCGGAUUUGGAAAUGCUGGUGUUCAUUUGUGCCAUGGGAUGAGUUAUCCGAUCUCUGGUUUGAAUAAAACGGGACCCAAGUACAAGCAUCCAGGAUAUGUUACGGACUUGCCAAUUAUACCCCACGGCAUCAGCGUGGCGCUAACUGGACCUGCAGUCUUCCAGUUCACUGCUCCUUCGUCUCCCGACCGACACCGUCAAGCACUAGCGAUUUUCAAUUCCACGACCCUGUCUGACCCUUCCGUCUCAAGAAUCCCAGACAUUGAGCUGAGUGCUUAUCUUUACGAGGCCAUUGCACGAUUCCUUGAUGGAUUAGGCGUACCUCGCGGGUUGAAGGCGGUUGGGUACAAAGCUGACGAUAUAUCGAGGCUUGUUGAAGGCACUCUACCUCAGCGCCGGGUUUUGGAUUUAGCACCUGGCAUUGGAGAUAUCAUAGGUUCUGACGGGAGGGAACACUUAUCUGGAAUUAUUGAGAGGUCUAUGGAGUAUUAA